AUGGAUAGAUUAGAACCUAAUGAUGAAGGUCAUGAGGAGUAUCAGGUGGGAGAGGAGGAUGAAGUUGGUGGUGAUUACAUGACGAACUUGUUUUCGAAUCUUUCUAGAUUGAUUCAAGAUGCAGCCGAUUCACUCGAUCCUAAUGUUAUGGCUGAUGCCCUCUCAUUUGAUGACCACCAGCAGAAGUUCAUCAAUUCCUACCAAUACUUCCUCGGAGCACUAUUGGGUAACUCUGCUGUAACCACACCUAAAUUAGGAGUACCAGAGUAUGGUGCCGAUGAAUUCACUUUUGGUGCCUACACUGAAGCCCUCAAAAAGAUCACCUCCAAAAGUGACAUUAGCUCACUAAUCCAAGAGUUUCUCAAUAUCAAAGAGUCGCUACUCGAGUUGGUUGGAACUGAACUCUACAAAUUCCCUUAUUGCAAGUAUGAGUGGGAUAAUGGUGGAGUAUACGUUCGUUGCCUAAACUGUGAAGAGAAUGCUCUCGGUUGUAUCUGUGUUGAUUGUUUCAAGAAAGGUGAACAUACCGAUCAUGAAAUCAUCAUUGAGAAUUCAUCGCAAGGCGGUUGCUGUGAUUGUGGUAACCCAGACAUCUGGAAAACCAGUGGUUUCUGCUCUGAUCACUUCCUCCAUGACAAGCCAACCUAUCCACCCAAACUUUUGGAACCGGAAGUAAGAAAGAGACUACAUUUGUUCGUUCGAUUCCUAAUUGAUUUCACAUUGAGUGAAAUUCAAGCCCAAGAAGAUAUUACUAUUUCCGAGUCUGAAAAGAUGGAUAAAAAAGAACGUCUCGCUGUUAUUAUCCAAUGGAUUGAAGAGGUAUCGACCCAAUCCUAUCCAUUAUCUCAUAUUCUCUCUGAGGAAUUCACCUUGCAGACAUUGGAUGCCACCUGUUUUGAUCUUCAUAAACCACAACCACUUCCAUUCCAAACAACUGGUGACACUGAGCUUGAUACCAAGUUGAUGCCACCCAUUUCCAGCAAAAGUCCAAUUUUAAUUCUGCUUCAAUAUAUCAAAUUGAGACCAUUGUUCCUCAGUCAAGUUAAAGUUCUGUUCUUAUCAUUGAUGGGUAAUCCUCUAUUCAAGAUUGUUAUGUGUGAUGAGUUUCUCAAGUACUAUUCAAAAUUGGAACCCAAUAUUGCUGCCAUAUCCGUUGGACUAUCAUAUUUGACUUGUCAAAUGUAUGAGGUACCAUCUAUUGUUGUUCCAUUCGCAACAGGUUAUUCAAAGAGCAACAUUAUUAUCACUAUUUUGACUCAAAUUCAAUCUUGUUUUGAACAUAGAUUUACCUAUGACCUGUCCAAUCGUAGUGAGCGUUUAUCAUUUGAAGAGUUCAUGUCCAAGUUUACUGACAGCCAAUAUCUUACCAGAUACUUUAGACAUCAACAGGUCACGGAAUAUGCAUACAACAAUGAUUUUAUUAUAAACAAGUUCCUCAGUCUACUUGGUGAUAUUCAGGGAUUUAUUCCUAUCACAAGAGCAUUAGACGUUGCCUUACCUUUUGAACUACCAAUUAUGGGUUCAUCCAUUUCGAUUGAAAGUGAUAUGUUGGAUGCUUUGAAUAAAUUCUUUGAGAAACUUAAACAAUUAAAAUUAAAUCCAACAAAGUAUAUAUCACUUAUACUUGACCACAUGAAUUUCUCUAACAAGAAAUAUUUUACGUUCAAUAAUUAUGAAUUACCAUCGAACGAUAUUUUUAAUGGUGUUGAUACAGUAUCUAUUCAUAGUCCAUUGAAUAGAUUGAUUGGUAUUUUAAUAUUGAGUAUGAUCAAUGGUUCCGAUUAUAACCAAUCAGAAAUCAAAUCUUUGAUCAACAACAAACAAUUGUUAAGUAUUGUCAGUGAAUCUCUUUUGCCAAUUGUUUUGGUAUCACAAUUCCAGAAUCGCUAUUGGCAAAAGAAUUUGAAUGUUGAAGAGUUUAAAUCCUUUCAUCUAUGGUCAUUCUUGCAGAACGAUCUUUUCAAUAUCCAAUAUUCAUCUAUUCUUCUUGGUCCAAACUACUUUUUGAAUGUUCUCAUCAGUACUUUUACUUCAAACUAUAAAUCAACAAAGGAAUAUCCACAUUGUUUGAAUGAUUUAUUGACAUUGGUAAUCAGAGUAUUACAAUUCAGAAAGAGCUCAAUGCACAGUUAUGAAGAAGUUAGAUAUAGUAUCAUUCAAUCAUUGUUUGACAGUGUUGAAUAUCAUUCAAAAUUGGUAAUUAAUAGAAGAGAUUUCUAUAGUAGACAUCUGGAGAGUGAUGUUGAGAAAGCAAUCCAAGAAGUUUCAACUGUAUCUGGUGCUUCCAAGAAACAUUCUUUGAAACCAGAGUAUUUCGAUCGUUAUGAUUAUUACUACCCAUAUCAUUUACGUAGCACUCCGGAAUCAACACUAGAAAAGUAUCACGAAUAUCAAAAGAGUGAAUAUUCGACGUUCCCAUUGCCAUGUAAAUUAGAUGCACUUCAUCCAAAUCUAUCGGCAGUCAAUCAAUUGUUUGAUGAACCAUUGAUCUACCAGAUCGCAUUCUCAACAUUGUUGUCAUUCGUCCAUCCAAGCUACCAGAUGAAAGUUAAAUUCGAAUCAUUGUCAAACUUUAAGGAUUCUGAAUACUUUAUACCAUCACCAACCAACAAUCAAAGUGAAUUGGAUCAAGCUGCCAACCAUAUUCUCUAUUUAUUGUCGAUGGCAAUGAGAAACUUUAAAGAAUCAACAAUGAAUACUCUUCGAUAUGAUGAAGUUUCAAACAUUAGAUCAACUUUCAAGAGCUAUCUAUUGAAUGAAAAUAACAACAACAAUCAACAAAUGGAGAAACCAAUUUCAAUUUUGAAUAUUGUUCAACCAUAUCAAGUUAUUGUCGACAGCACUUCAAAUACCAUCAAACCAAUCAGUAUCUUUGAUUUGGUAACUGAUCUAUUUGAAAUUAUCGAGUGCAAACACAAGUUUAUCAGCAAGAAGAAUUUAAUUUGCAACUUGUUGAUUUCGGUCAAUGAAUUCGAUUCAAGUGUCAAUCAAUAUUUCACCAACCGUAAGAUGUCUAUCGAUGAGGUAAUCAACAUUGAGACAGAAAAAGAAGAGAGAAUCAAGAAGGAGGAAUCACUCAAGAGACAAAUGAUGAUCAAAGAGAAGAUGAUGCAACAACAACUCCAAUUCCUUCAGAACAAUGACCAAUUUGACAAUGAAGAAUCUAGCAACGCUGAUACUGAGGCCAACGCCAUUGUAUGUCUCUCCUGUAAGAGUUCACGUAAUUCCAGUUCCGAUCCACUCUGUGCCAUCGGAGGAGUUGAGGGAAGCCAUACAGGUUCUCUAUCCAAGAGACAAACCAUUCUCAAGCAUUAUCCUGCUGUACCUUUGGAAGUAGAAAAGGAAUAUACAGAUACCGGAGCGAUUUACUAUACAUCUACAACCGACCCUCAGAAUGUAGAUGAAAAAUUGUUUUUAUCUCAACUUGGAUAUCCGUUGAAUGUAAGAUGUUGUGAUCACUAUGUUCACAAGUCAUGUAUUGAUAGCUUUGUAACACCUGGAACUUUCUUUAAAUGUCCAUUGUGCAACAGAGUGUCUUGUAUUCUCUUGCCUAUUGAUAACCAAAGUCGCAACAAAGACAUUCAAAAAGACUGCAUGGAAAUCAUUAUCGUCUGUGAUACCGUUUUCAGAUCUGAGCCGGACAUUACAGAAAAGCAUGUUCAACAGUUUCUAUGGAAAUAUCCAUUGACUCUGAUCGAGAGUAUCGAAGUAACUUCGCGUCUUAUAGAUUACUAUAAUGAAGAAUAUGAUGUGCCAUAUUAUGUAUUCAGUGAAACUGAAUUCCAGAGAAGAUUGAAAACAUUAAGACUUCUCUAUUUCAAUAUAAAGACAUUCGUAGAUUUGGAGAAUACCGGACCGUUCGAUCUCUGGGGAGAUUCCUCUGCCGAUUACGAUCCUUUCAUUUUGGCAACUUACAACCAUUACCUCAACAACAACGAUUCCUCAGAUUCAAAGCUACAGAUUAGAAAAGCAUAUGAGCGUUUGAUUUUUAUUGUAUUUUCAAAUGCCAUCAAGAGAUUGAUAACCCCCAGCGGUAGAAUGACAGAUAAACAAGGAGAUGAUUGGUAUAAAGGCAAUAUGGAAUCGUUCAUUAAAUUCAUUGAGGAUUCUGAUGGAGAUCAAAAAGAAACCUAUGCCAAGGUUGCCAAUACAUUGGAUGAAGCAUUAACUCCAUUCUUGAGAAAGUCACUGCUUUUCAAACAUUGCGUUACAACAAAUUUUGAAAAACCACUCAACAUUGACCAACAUCAAGUCCCAAUCACAUUGGAAACAUUCUCAUCUGUAGAGUUUCUGCUGAAAUCACUUGAGCUUCCCAAUUGGAGAGAGGUACUUCCAAACUUUUUGUACCAAGAUAAGAAUUUUUCUAAAUUCAAAUAUCAUUUCCUUUCCUUUUCUCUUCCUCCUGUGACCCCGAAAUUUAUUGAUCUACCUCAGAAAUACGUUGAUUUCUUUGUUAAACACGUUGAAUCUACAGUCAAUGCAAAUACACCAAAGGGUAUAUGCCUCUUCUGUGGAAAUAGUGUUAAAUAUGAUAAAGAAAAAGAAACUGCUAUGGUUCUUCAUACAACAAUUUGUUCACAUGGAAUUGGAUUGUAUUUACAUGUUACAGAGUCAACACUAACUGUGCAUUCAUCAAUUGAAAACAAAAUAGUUGAACAAUCAAAUCUCUAUUUUAACAAAUUUGGUGAAGCAUCCACCAGAAUCAAAGAUAAUCUUGAGCUUAGAAAGUCCUUCCUAAAACAACUUUAUAUUGCAUGGUUAAAAGGAAGUAUUAGUGAAAAAUAUUAG
Messenger RNA from Heterostelium album PN500, 4788 nucleotides. Its product is annotated as zinc finger-containing protein. Gene Ontology annotation, cellular component: ubiquitin ligase complex; cytoplasm. Lineage: Eukaryota; Evosea; Eumycetozoa; Acytosteliales; Acytosteliaceae. The coding region runs from base 1 to 4788 and encodes 1595 amino acids. The record is from RefSeq and is a predicted model, not a curated record. The transcript has 7 exons. Gene Ontology annotation, biological process: ubiquitin-dependent protein catabolic process via the N-end rule pathway; protein ubiquitination. Gene Ontology annotation, molecular function: ubiquitin protein ligase activity; zinc ion binding.